CUUAAGUCGGCUCGAUAAAGAUAACGUUACCAGCUGAUAGGUGUAAACAAACCGCAUAUACAACAAUUUCCUUUAUAAAUUUCUAGGGACGAAAUGCACCUAAACGAAAAGACGAAAAUACUGGGUCGCAGGGUCAUCCUGGUUCCCUACGAGGCCCGCCACGUGCUGAAAUACCACGAGUGGAUGAGCAACGAGGAACUCCGGCAGUUGACCGCCUCCGAGGAACUCACUUUGGACGAGGAGUACGCGAUGCAGAGGAGCUGGCGGGAGGACGACGAUAAGCUGACCUUCAUCAUCCUGGAUGCGGAGCUCUACUCCCGUGAUCAGGACGAAAUAGCCGCCAUGGUGGGAGACACCAACAUUUUCCUCCACCGAGAUCCGGAUAGCGAUCACCAGGUGGCCGAGGCGGAGAUCAUGAUUGCGGAAACCAAUGCGAGGGGCAAGGGAUUUGGCCGCGAAGCCAUGCUCCUCAUGCUCAAGUACGCCCAGUCCAUGUCACAGCUGAAAUUGGAUAAAUUCGAGGUCAAGAUCGACAUGGAUAACGAUACUUCCCUGCAUUUAUUCAAGAGUUUUAAGUUUGUGGAGACUGCUCGAGUGGAGGUCUUUCACGAGGUCACCCUGGAGCGCUCCAUCACUCCAGAUUGGAUCAGCUGGCUGGACCAACAGGUGGAGCUACGAAUCGAAAGCUAUUAGGGGUACAAUUCCGAGAUUUGUUAAACUCUGAGAUUGACAAUAAAUUAUUUUUACAUUUUACUAUUAAUAAUGGUCUGAAAUCGGCGAACUUUUAUUGAAUCCUUGUGGUUCAACGAUUAAAAAAUUAAAAACAAAUUAUUAACAGGUUAUUUAAGCCAAGAAAUUCAA
Drosophila subpulchrella is the source of this 861-nucleotide messenger RNA. Its product is annotated as N-acetyltransferase 9-like protein. Lineage: Eukaryota; Metazoa; Arthropoda; Insecta; Diptera; Drosophilidae. Gene Ontology annotation, biological process: protein acetylation. Gene Ontology annotation, molecular function: N-acetyltransferase activity. The transcript has a single exon. Bases 94 to 693 code for a protein of 199 amino acids. The record is from RefSeq and is a predicted model, not a curated record.